Molecule: messenger RNA, 8825 nt
Organism: Otolemur garnettii (small-eared galago)
Lineage: Eukaryota; Metazoa; Chordata; Mammalia; Primates; Galagidae
Gene: GPAM
Product: glycerol-3-phosphate acyltransferase, mitochondrial
Exons: 21
Coding region: 3911-6397 (828 amino acids)
Biological process (GO): phospholipid biosynthetic process
Cellular component (GO): mitochondrial membrane; plasma membrane
Molecular function (GO): glycerol-3-phosphate O-acyltransferase activity
Source: RefSeq, a predicted model, not a curated record
AUUUUUCUAUUGAUUGAUUUUUUUCCCCUUACUUUUGUGUUUCUUUUUGCAUGUCUGGUAAUACUGAUUGGAUGUCAGACAUUGUAAACUUAACCUUGAUGAGUGCUGGAUAUUUUUAGUUUACUAUAAAUACUCUAGUGCUUUGUUCUGGGACCCUUUGUUCUUGGAAAUGGUUUAAUCGUUUGGGGGCUGGCUUUUAAGAUUUGUUAGGUAAGACCAAAGUCGCAUUUGCCCUAGAGCUAAUUUUGCCCUGCUACUGAAGCAAAACCAUUUGAAACAUGAAUGAUGGAGUUUUCCAGUCUGGGUACCAUGAUGAGGCACUAUUCCUGGUCCUGUAUAAUCACCAAGUAAUUUUCCGCUCUACCAUGUGGAAACAGUAAUAAUUCCUGUGCGAGCUUUUGUUACUUUUUUCUUUCUUUCUAUAUAUGGUUCUUCCCGGGCCUUGGGUAGCUUACUGACACACAUGAAAACUGGAAUGAGAUCUUCUGCAGAUUUCCAUAGCUCCCUGUGUAGCUCUCUCUUCUCUGGUAUUCUACUCCCAGCUCCAGCCUCCUUGGCCUCCCUGGUCUCCCAGUUCUACGACUUCAAUCAGGGGAGUCUAAUAAGCUCUUCCUGGACUCCUCCUAUUAGUAGGGCAGCCUAGCAACUCUUUCUAGGUAGUAAACGAAGGUAAUCAUAGAGCUCACUUCAUUGAGUUUUACUCUCUUAUAGACUACUGUCCAGCACUGCUACGUGAUGUUCAAUAUUAAAGAGCCAUUGUUUUAUAUUUGCUUGUUUUUGUUUUUAGUUGUUUUAGGCAAGACAGUAAAUUUAGUCCUUUGCUCUAUCUUGGCUAGCUAGAUUAAAUUACUAUAAAUUAUUGUUGCUCUGUUGAUAAAAUAGAUUGCAGAGGGUGUCACCUGUUUCCAAAACGAUUCUCAUUAGGUAACCUGGAACAGCUAGCAUUGUAAUGCACAGCUCCUGCAAUCCAUGGGUGUUGCAGAAGAACUGCCUACAAAUGUACUGCAGGAAAGACGAUGGAAUUUUCCCCUGUGGCUUACAUUUUAAAAUUCCUGUGAUAUGUGCUCUAGUUCAUUUAUUGUUACUUUCUCUUUAGCAGUGGUUUCAAACUCUAAGACUCUCUGCUUCUCUCUUCUGUUUUUUAUUUUUUUUCCCUGUGCAAGGGGCCAAUAAUCUAUAGAACUGGAUUAUUUCUAAAGAGGAGAUCCAUUGUGUUUGGGGAUGUAUUUAUAAACAGAAGUAGAAAGUUCAGGAGAAGGAAUUCUUGCUUUUCUUGUUUCUCAGCUGCAACAUGUAUUUAUGGAGUGCUUACUACAACAGCAUACUGUGGUGUUAACUAGGAGACUGAGACAAGUGACUGACAUGAUGAGUCUGUAAUCUUGUAGAAGACUGAUAAAAAUUGAGAAAGACCCAAGGUGUGGUACCGUAGACAAUCUGAGAAGAUUUCAGAGGAGAGUGUGAUUAUUGAGGGCCAGAGAAGUUGGGGAGGCUUAAAACUAGUUUAGGAAAGCACUGUAAAAUUUUAGGGAGUGGUAUAGAAGAAUUAGGAGGACAAGUGCCGAUGGCUUGUCUCAAGACAAUCAGAGAAGGGGCUCCUGCCGGAAAAGAGUGGGAAUUGUAGAGGCCUCUCUGUGGAGGCUAUAUAUGCCUGGUGCAGGCAUUUAAUCUACGAGGGAGUAUGGAUGUUUUUUGAUUGGGGGGGACAUACAGGAAUAUUUGUACUGAAUAGGGGAUUAUGAUUAGUAUGUGCAGGAGGUACAAGAACUGGUGGCAGAGCCUUGAAGGUAGAGGCUAUGUCUUACUCCUAUUCGUAUUCUCAGAUCCUAAUUCAUACUUAAUGCUUGUUGCUUGAGUGCACAUAAAAGUUUAUCUUUUUUCUUGUAAAUUCUAAUACUCUUGAUAACCACUGGCCUUGUCAAUGGCAUGACAAAUAUUGUGAAAGAACCUUUUCAUGCCCAGUGUUGUUUUGUUUGAAGGGCUAGAGGUUUACCAAUUUUGAUUCUUUCAAGCCCUCCCCCUUUUUAAUUUUUUAGCUGUAAAUUAGAAAAUCAUAGUUGUAUAUAUUUAGUGGGUAUAACUAGAUGUUGUAAUUUAUGAAUACAAGGUGGGAUAAUUAAGUCAAGCUAAUUAACAUAUCUACCACCUCAAAUACUUAUUUCUUGUGUACUCUUAGCUAUUUUGAAAUGCAAAAUACAUUAUUAUCAAUAAUCGCCAUGCUGUGCAAUACACAGGGAUGCACCAAAUAUAUGUAUACACGUUUUAAGAAAGAAAACUAUUACAUGUGAGUUGUUAAUAUGCAACUCACAUUUGACUUCUGCAAUUACAAGAGGUGCUCAAAUGUGACUUGUAUUUCAUCAUUUAUGCGUAUUAUUGAGUAUUAAGAUGUUAAGGCCAUUUUUUCCUUUCUUAAAAUGUGUAUACGUUAUUUUGGCAUGUUCUGUAUUUCAAAGAAAAAAAAAACACCCUUAUUCCUCAAUGAAACCCAAUUCUAGUCUAAUUGAAGCUUUGUAUUCUCUAAGCCUGAUUUGCGUCUUUUUUCAUUCCUCAUUUUCCUAUUUAAAGGGCAGGAACUCAGGCAUUGUUACAGAAAUUAUACAACAUAGGCACUUGCAAUCCCUGUUUGGUCCAUCUGCAGAGACUGAAUGAUUCUGCAGAGUCUUAAAAAUCUAAUACAACGACAGCCCAUUCCCACACUCCCAACAGAGCCUGGCAGAGAUACAGGCUCCCUGAUAACGUGAGUUCACACAAGGCAGACUGAGUACGCGCACGCACGCGCACGCAUCGCCCAGGCAGCGUAACCAUUCGUUUAGGCACUCACACACCAACCUUAGCCCCGCACACACUCGCGUGCACACCCGCGGCCGCCCCAGGUCACCAGGCCAGCCCCCGUCGCCGAUCCGGAGCCGCUCCGGCGGCCGUGACGUCACUCCGCGCGCCGCUGCGUCAUCAGGCUGCGCCAGCGCAGCAGGCGCCGGCCGGGACUUGAAGUGCCGGCACCUGCCGCAGCCGAAGCUGGAGCGGUGGGGUGCGAACUGCCGGGGCGGGUGCGGGCUGCGGGAGGCUGCUCCGGCCGGGGGCGCCGGGACAGGUGCGUGAACCUGGCGCGACUCCUGCAAGUUGCCUGGGCCAUCGUGUUGCCCUUUCCCCCUUCCCCGAGCUCCGGCGUUGCUCCGAGAAAUGGGCCGGGCUCGUGCAGGGGUGGGGGUCGGGAUUGUUCUCUGGGGGGGAGAUCAGGCUACCACGUGGGUUCCUCCGGACAGGAGGGAGUCCUUACCGACCCAUUCCUCUAAGCACCCGAAGGGACGGAGGCGCUGCUAGCCAGCCCGCCCGGGUCCGCGGGAGCAUCGGGGCAGCUGGUGUGCGCUGAGAGCAGCCGGUGCUGGGGAAUAAUCCAAUGACAGCAGCUACCAUUGAUAGGACUGAGCAUUCACCGUGUGUCACACAUUGUGCUAGACUCUUUAUGGUAUCAUUCACACCUCCCUGCAACCCAGAACUAUCAUGCUAUGUCCGUUUUCAGAUGGGGAAACCGAGGCAUACAAGUUCACUAUCUGUGAAAAACAAUGGGGGAUUUAAAUGUCAAAGCUGGCCGUUCUGCCUCUGUCCCUUACAGGUCCCAAAAUCUGCUAUCCUUAGCCGGGGUUGCCAGGUGCCAAGGGGGAUUUUUUUUUUUUUUUAAACGCUUCUUGACCUUAGGCAAACUCCAGGGACGGAGGAGGAGCAAAACGUGGACUUCGUAUUGGCACAGGUCUCUUUCCUCGUCUCAUCCCUUCAUCACUUCCUUUUCUCAGGCUGCAGCGGGUUCCCACUGUUCUAUGGACAUUCUGCCCCCGAAACUGACAGCUGAGGACUGAAGUUUUGUAACAGAAGAACUGUCAUCCCAGCACAUGAUUUGGGAGUUAUACGUUGUGACAUGGAUGAAUCUGCACUGACCCUUGGCACAAUAGAUGUUUCUUAUCUGCCAAAUUCAUCAGAGUACAGUGUUGGUCGAUGUAAACACACAAGUGAGGAAUGGGGUGAGUGUGGGUUUAGCCCUACCGUCUUCAGAUCUGCCACUUUAAAAUGGAAAGAAAGCCUCAUGAGCAGGAAGAGGCCGUUUGUUGGAAGAUGCUGUUAUUCCUGCACUCCCCAGAGCUGGGAUAAAUUUUUCAACCCCAGUAUCCCGUCUUUGGGUUUGCGGAAUGUUAUUUAUAUCAAUGAAACUCACACAAGGCACCGGGGAUGGCUUGCAAGACGACUUUCCUAUGUUCUUUUUGUUCAAGAGCGAGAUGUCCAUAAGGGCAUGUUUGCCACCAAUGUGGCUGAAAAUGUGCUGAACAGCAGUAGAGUACAAGAGGCAAUUGCACAGGUGGCCGCUGAAUUAAAUCCUGACGGUUCUACCCAGCAGCAAUCAAAAGCCAUCAAUAAAGUGAAAAAGAAAGCCAAAAGGAUCCUUCAAGAAAUGGUUGCCACUGUCUCACCAUCGAUGAUCAGACUGACUGGGUGGGUGCUGCUAAAACUGUUCAACAGCUUCUUUUGGAACAUUCAGAUUCACAAGGGUCAACUUGAAAUGGUUAAAGCUGCAACCGAGACGAAUUUGCCGCUUAUAUUCCUGCCAGUUCAUAGAUCCCACAUCGACUAUCUGCUGCUCACCUUCAUCCUCUUCUGCCAUAACAUCAAAGCGCCAUACAUCGCCUCAGGCAACAACCUCAACAUUCCAAUCUUCAGUACCUUGAUCCAUAAGCUUGGGGGCUUUUUCAUACGACGGAGGCUCGAUGAAACACCAGAUGGACGGAAAGAUAUUCUCUAUAGAGCUUUGCUUAAUGGGCAUAUAGUCGAACUACUUCGACAGCAGCAAUUUUUGGAGAUUUUCCUGGAAGGCACACGCUCUAGGAGUGGGAAAACCUCCUGUGCUCGGGCGGGCCUGUUGUCAGUUGUGGUGGACACCCUGUCCACCAACACCAUCCCUGACAUCUUGGUGAUACCUGUUGGAAUCUCCUAUGAUCGGAUUAUUGAAGGUCACUACAACGGUGAACAGCUGGGCAAACCUAAGAAGAAUGAGAGCCUCUGGAGUGUAGCAAGAGGCGUUAUUAGAAUGCUACGAAAAAACUAUGGGUGUGUCAGAGUGGACUUUGCACAGCCGUUUUCUUUAAAGGAAUAUUUAGAAAGCCAAAGUCAGAAACCCGUGUCUGCUCCACUGUCUCUGGAGCAAGCGUUAUUACCAGCUAUACUUCCUUCCAGACCCACUGAUGCUGCUGAUGAAGGGAGAGACACAACCAUUAAUGAGUCCAGAAACGCAACAGAUGAAUCUCUGCGAAGAAGGCUGAUUGCAAAUCUGGCCGAGCAUAUUCUGUUCACUGCUAGCAAGUCAUGUGCCAUCAUGUCCACGCACAUCGUGGCCUGCCUGCUGCUCUACAGACACAGGCAGGGGAUUGAUCUCUCCACCUUAGUGGAAGACUUCUUUGUGAUGAAGGAGGAAGUCCUGGCUCGUGACUUUGACCUGGGGUUCUCAGGAAAUUCAGAAGAUGUCGUCAUGCAUGCCAUACAGCUACUGGGAAACUGUGUCACCAUCACCCACACGAGUAGAAAUGAUGAGUUUUUUAUUACUCCCAGCACAACUGUCCCGUCAGUCUUUGAACUCAACUUCUACAGCAAUGGGGUCCUCCAUGUCUUUAUCAUGGAGGCCAUUAUAGCUUGCAGCCUUUACGCAGUUCUGAACAAGAGGGGUUUGGGAGGCCCUGCUGGAGGCGCCCCCAGCUUGAUCAGCCAGGAGCAGCUGGUACGGAAGGCAGCCAGCCUGUGCUAUCUGCUCUCCAACGAAGGCACCAUCUCGCUGCCCUGCCAGACAUUUUACCAGGUUUGCCACGAGACCGUGGGGAAGUUUAUCCAGUACGGCAUCCUCACGGUGGCAGAGCAAGAUGACCAGGAAGACAUCAGUCCUGGUCUUGCUGAGCAGCAGUGGGAUAAGAAGCUUCCUGAACCCUUGUCUUGGAGAAGUGAUGAAGAAGAUGAAGAUAGUGAUUUCGGUGAGGAGCAGCGUGAUUGCUACCUGAAGGUGAGCCAAUCCAAGGAGCACCAGCAGUUCAUCACCUUCUUACAGAGACUCCUUGGGCCCUUGCUGGAGGCCUACAGCUCUGCCGCCAUCUUUGUUCACAACUUCAGUGGUCCAGUUCCAGAACCUGAAUAUCUGCAAAAGUUGCACAAAUAUCUAAUAACCAGAACAGAGAGAAACGUGGCAGUAUAUGCUGAAAGUGCCACGUACUGUCUUGUGAAGAAUGCUGUGAAAAUGUUUAAGGACAUUGGAGUUUUCAAAGAGACCAAACAAAAGAGAGUAUCUGUUUUAGAACUAAGCAGCACUUUUAUACCUCAGUGCAACCGGCAGAAACUCCUAGAAUAUAUUCUGAGUUUUGUGGUGCUGUAGAUGGUGUGCCGCACCCCUGGAAGUGAAGGACAUGAGAUGAGUCCCUCGUAGGCUCCAGCCUCUGGCUUGAGAGUUGAAGGUGCCGUCGCAGGGUCAGGCCUGCCCUGUCCUGAGCUGAUUUCCUGGAAGACAAGUGCCUUCUCCCUUCCGUGGAUCUGUAAAACUUUCCCAACUCUGAGAUGACACAGCAGCCUACAGAUAACACCUGGGGGGAAACUCAGCCUCUAUUUGCAACUCACAAUCAGUAGGUUAUGAGAUGAAAUCUCAAUAAAUUAUUUUGAAGUUUAUUAAAGAUUUACAUUUUAAGUACAACUUUUAAGGACUAAUUACUGUGACAGACACAGAAAUGUAGUUGUAUUCUAGAAUUGAAUCUUGUAUGCUGUACUUGAUGCUGUCAGGUAAUUCAUUGGUAUAUCUUCUGAUUCAUGAGUGAUGCUUCCUUUAAAAACAAUCAAGUCAUCUAGCCACUCUUUUUCAGUUUUAUCUUUGUCAGUAGUAGCUAAUUUUUAAAUGGGAGCACCUUCCACUCCUAAGUGCUUUAUAAAUGAAUGGCUGAUAUUCAUCCUACCCAGGUAUCACUGUGCUGUCCUUUGCAGGCAGAUUUAGAAAGCAUUUCUAAGAGCUACAUGAAAACAGACAAUAUUAGUUUAGGUCAGGAAUUGAGAUACUGUGAUCAAACAGCUAAAUAGGAAGGUAAUUUGGCUGGCAAAUUCUAAACUUGGCCAGAGAACUUGGCAUUAAAAGCUUAUGCUCAUGUAAAAAAGUGCCAUUGAGUUAAAUGACCAGCAAGUAUUUAAAACCUCCUCCUGUUUUAGAUUUAUACCCCUUCUUACCCCUCUGGUGGAACCUGCCUCUCACAGGGACAGCUGUUUCUUCAAAAUCCUCUGACCCAUUAGCAACUGUCCCAACUGGAUUAGUGUGGCCCAAUGGACUCCGUUAGCAUGUGGUGCUCUGGCUAUGGACCCCUGACCCAGGGCUUCCAUGUACUGUAGGCACGUCGCACGCUGAACCCCUCCCUGUCGGGGUGACACGUGCCCACUGGAGUUGUGCUGUGUACAACCUGUGACAUAUACAUGGCGGCCCUACUGACUGGUGAUGGCCAGAGGCAUUUAUGGAUUUUUAGCUUUGCGGAAAAACCAUGGUUCUUUAAAAAUAUUUAUGGGCUAUAUACCUAAACCCUUACGCCCCAUAGGGGCAAAUAAUUAUGAAAAAUUGUAUGUUCAUGAUGGGUCGGUGCCUUUUCGUGAGCAGGGAGCGUAGUUGUUAGUUAAUUGUGGUAAUUAUGGUGAUUUCUUAAAGAUCAUGUAGUUAAAAUAUUUUCUAACAAUUUACUGUCCCCUAUUUCAAUGAUAUUAUGGAAUUAGGAAUUUUUCCAGAUGAGUGUUGCAUAGAUUCCUUGAAUUUAGUAUAAAAGUACUGAGAAUUAAGUUUGUACUUUGAUAAACUUGGAUUUUAAACACUAAUAGUAUCUAGUGAAUAAGAAAUGUGUUUUGGGAGGGGAAGGGACACUAAUUGAUAUUUCACAUUGGAGGAAAUAUCUUGUUUGAAACUCAUAGCAAUAAUGCUAUGCCAUUGUGAGCCUUUUUUACCCUUCCCAAAUUCUGCAUUUAAAAUGUCUGUCUUUGUCCUUAUAGGAACUCAUGUCCCUUUAAGUCACUGUCAGUUUUGGGGGCUCCCGUGUGGGGUGAGAUCAUCUUUCAGCAUUCCAUUUUACUAACUGGGGUAGAGGACCACUUCUUUGUCCUUGCUGCAUUUGGGGGAUACCCAGGGAGUCUUAUUUAGUCCCCUGGGUGUUCCUUAUUGGGGAUUAAGCAUUUCACCCUCUAGAUUGCAGAUCCAGGGUUCCUCAGAGUCUCAGCUGGAAAGUCAAGGCUGGCAGUGACUUCCGGUGGACACCGCUGCCCUGCCCGCACUCCUCCAGGAGCUGCUGCUUUGCCAGCCUGGGCAGAGACCCUAGGGCUUCUCUUUCUUUAUUUUCCAUCUUGGUUGGUUUGUUUUCCAGAAAUUCAAUCAGAUGCUUUGGGGAAUGCAAUAUAUGAUUUGCUAGCUCUCUCGCCACUUAACUCACUGUGAGUAUAAAUAUGCAUGCUUUUUGUAAUUAACUGGUGCUUUGAAAAUCUUUUUUAAGGAAGAAAAACCUCAACCAAAGUUAUGCUAAUCCAGACAAGCUGACCUUUGAGUUAAUUUCAGCACAACUCAUCCUUCAGUGCCUCAUGACUGAAAAAAAAAAAUGCGUCAUCACAAUAAGGCUUCCAAAUAGCGCUGUUUUGCUAAAAGACAUAUUCUCUUUGUUUUCCAACAGCAAUGGCUUCCAUGUAAGGUGAAAGAAACUAGGUGCUUGUAAAUAAUUUAUUACAGUUUACUCUGUUGCAUUUCUGUACAAUGAAAUGCAUGCCCUCCAGGGAAGACUGUGAGUCAUGUUAAAAAA